AUGUAUUACUCCUCUUCUUUUUCUUCUUCUUCUUCUUCUACUAAUAUAGCAUCAUCAAGUGGACGUGCUUCAUUAAUAGAUUCGGAUUCAAAAUUUUCAACUCCAUUGUCAUUAUUUGAUGACAAUUUAACAUUAAACAUUACGUUUGCAUCAUCAUUUUUUAGAACUGAACAAACAGCCUUACAAGAUACAAAUCCAUCGUGUACUCUAAUAAAAUAUGAAUAUAUUACACAAAAAACUUUAUUUAACAUAGUGCGUUAUAUUUCACAAAAUUUAAAUCGAUUUUUCAUAUUACCAGCUAUUAUCUUAAAUCUAUGUGCUUUUUACAUAUUACGACGUACACGUAUGAAUCGUUCAUCGUCAAUAGCUUUUUAUAUGCAAGCAUUGGCAUUAUGUGACGUUGCUUUUUUUGCUCUACGUGUUAUGUUUGGUGAACUAUCAAGUUCAACAACUGGCAAACAUAUCUUAACAACUGGUCUAUGUAAAUUUCUUUUUCUUAUGGUCAACGCAGUGAACUAUACAACUGUAUGGCUUAUUGCUGCUAUGAAUGCAGAUAAGUUUCUUGCCGUUUGCUUACCUUUACGUGUCUCAGAUCUUUUAUCACGAAAAAAGGCGUAUGCCGUAGUUCUCGCUGUAAUAAUUUGUUCAAUGCUUGUUGCAUCCGUACAUGCCAGUCGAACUGUUUUGAAAAACAAUGCAUAUUGUUGGCUAGAAACGUCACAAGAUGAAAAACUUGUUUUUAUACUUGAUGCAUUUUUUUGGUGCUUUGUUCCAUUUUUUGUUAUAUCAGUAUUAAAUGCUGCUAUAUUUGUUGCCUUAUUAAGAGCACGUCGUGAAGCAUCAUGCUUACAUGAACCAACUAGUUCUUCAAAUACAGUACCUAUGUUAAGAGCAACAAUCAAUGGUCGAGCAGCAAAAACAACAGCAAGUACUUAUCGUAAAGCAUCAGCUAAUUUGUCAUCUACAAAUCAAUUUCGUGCAUUAGGUACGCAUCCUUCACCAACCGCUCGUACUCGUAUGCAAUCACAAAAUCUUCAAAUAACCAUUAUGCUUAUAACGAUAUCAAUAUCAUUUUUUGUUUUAACAUUACCAAAUGUUAUUUACUAUUUGCUCAUAUUUUUACGUGUCUUAAUUGAAAGUUGGAAAGCUGUUAAAUGUGACGUUAAUGUUUAUCAUAAUCUUGAUGUAUACGUACGAACAUCAGCUAUUAUGUAUCUUAUAUCAAAUAUUACAUCAGAUUUAAUGCAUGUGGUCAAUUUUUUCCUAUAUUUUAUUAGUGGUGCAAGAUUUCGUACUGAAUUUCGUCGUUUAAUAUUUUAUCAGUUAUGCCGAUGGUGUUCUAAAGGAAAAGAUUCAACUAAUGGAAAAGAUAUAACGCGUAAUGAACGUUCAUUUGUAGGAACGAGUGGCGUAGCGACCGUACGAACACUGGCAUCAUUGCCAGGAAGUGGAGUUAAACAACAAAGUACGUCAAAUACCAAUUGUGCAACGACAAUUAAAGAUAAGCAGAACCCAAAACAUGAUGUAGCACAUCUAUCUUUAACUUCGAAUGUUGCGCUCGACGGUAGCGUAUCAAGUGUACUUGAAGGAAAAACUUGA
Rotaria socialis is the source of this 1599-nucleotide messenger RNA. The record is from the annotation of a GenBank genome assembly. Lineage: Eukaryota; Metazoa; Rotifera; Eurotatoria; Philodinida; Philodinidae.